CUCCUCUUUGUCUUUUGACUCUCUCUCUCUCUCUUCUUUUCCACCGGCGAACCAUUGCUUCUCUCUCCUCCUUUUUCCCACCGCCGACCAUUUCUCCUUCUCUCCUCAAUUCUCAACUACAAAGUCUCAAUUUUUACCCUUUUGUUGAACUCUUCUUCACUCUCAGACAGACGUGAUGCCGACUCUUUACUGAGUCUCACCGCCUUUGACUCGCCCUGGGGGCUGGGGCAGACACCAACAAACAAUGAGGUUGUUUCUCUGUGGUCUCCAGGUGCUUCUGCUUCUUCUCUCUCACCAACUCUCUGCUCAAUCUCCUCAUCCUCCUCCUCCGACCAAUGCCUCUUCUCUCGAUUCCCUUCUCCAAGACUACUCUUUCAGAGCCUUCCUCCGUCGUCCUCGUCCCCGCACCGGCAUUCUCUACGACGCCGCCGCCACCGUCCCUCCCGAUUUAACCGGGAUCAAACUCUCCGCCAUGAGGCUCAGAAGCGGGAGCCUGAGGAGACGUGGAGUACCUUCCUUGAAAGAGUUCUCGAUUCCAAAAGGCGUAAUCGUGAAGCCGUACGUGACAAGGCUCGUCUUCGUCUACCAAAACCUAGCCAACUUCUCUCGCUUGUACUACCCUCCUCUGUCUGGCUACGACUAUGUAGCUCCUGUGGUUGGUCUCCUCGCUUACGACGCCAAGAACCUCUCCGCCGUUAACUUACCGGAGCUCGAGAUAACGGCGUCUAAGGAUCCCAUAAGAAUCGAUUUCUCUGAUGAUCUCGAACCGAUCCCGCAAGGAGGAGGGAGUGUUCAGUGCGUUAGCUUUGAUUCGAAAGGUAAAGCGAGUUUUAGAGAUUCGGUUCCGCCGGGGAACGCAUGCGAGACGGAGAGGCAGGGGCGUUUCUCGGUGGUGGUGAAGUCUGUCGCGUCUGCUCCUUCUCCUUCUCCAGCUCCUCCUCCUCCGGAGAAGGAGAAGAAGAAGAGGUCUGAGUCUAAUUCAAGAACUUGGAUCACUGUUGGCUCUGUGCUGGGUGGAUUGGUGCUGUUGGGGCUUUUGAUGUUUCUUGUUCUGCGGUGUCGGAGUUACAAGAAGCGGGAGAGAAUGAAGGAGAUGGAGAGAGCUGGAGAGACAGGGGAAGCUCUGAGGAUGACUCAGGUCGGUGAGACGAGAGCACCUACUGCUACAACCACUCGUACACAACCGGUUCUUGAAACUGAAUACGCAGCUUAGAAAAUAUCUUUUUUUUUUGUGUACAUCUUGAUCAUAUGUUACUACAAUUAUUUUUCUUUCUGGUAAAGUGUUUUGUUCUGAUUAUUUGUUCGUUGUGAUUAGCAAGUUGAAACUUUACAUUCA
Messenger RNA from Raphanus sativus (radish), 1336 nucleotides. RefSeq lists its product as uncharacterized. The record is from RefSeq and is a predicted model, not a curated record. Bases 245 to 1213 code for a protein of 322 amino acids. Gene Ontology annotation, cellular component: membrane. Lineage: Eukaryota; Viridiplantae; Streptophyta; Magnoliopsida; Brassicales; Brassicaceae. The transcript has a single exon.